Caenorhabditis bovis is the source of this 1623-nucleotide messenger RNA. NCBI's taxonomy places the organism in Eukaryota, Metazoa, Nematoda, Chromadorea, Rhabditida, Rhabditidae. The record is from the annotation of a GenBank genome assembly.
AUGUCAUUGUUGGCCGACCUCGUGUCCACAGAAUCAACAGCUGCGCCAUCAUGCCUCGGAUUCUGCGGCCGGUUGGCGGUCUUCAACGAAUCGGACCCGAAUCGAAAACAGUGGACGAAUUGCGCGGCGUGUCCUUGGGGAUAUCGCGCCUCGAAGCGUUCGAUAUGCGAGCCGUGCACCUCGCCGUUGCCGGUUUAUGAUUGGAUGUACCUGCUGUUCAUCGCACUCUUACCCUUACUACUCCAUAUGCAGUUUAUUCGAUCGGCCAGGAAAUACUGUCGGACGAGGGCAUAUGAGGCUGCCGAGCAUAUCAGCUGCUUCAUGGAGAACCUGAUUGCCGCUCUUGUCUCGUUGUUCGUCUAUCCGCCGAGCUUCUCGCCUCAAUUGUACACAUGUAGCAAGUCGAGUAUGCGAGAAUGGUAUCCGACGAGCUACAAUCCGCUUAUCGGCUAUACAAAAACCAUGCGUUGCUCAUAUGAAGUUGUUUUCCCCUUAUAUUCGUUGCCAUUCCUUCAUUAUUCGGUAUUAUUUGCGUGUAUUAUCGUAUUCCGCUCAACUCUUUAUUGUAUUCUUCUGCACAAGACGUAUAACGGCAAACCAUUUUACUAUGCGCUACUUUCGCUUCCAUUAAUGGCUGGGAUUCACGGUUUUUUUGCUGGCGUUUUGUACUAUACAUUUCCAAUUCUUUUGCUGCUAGGGACGAUCGGUGCGACGGUUUAUCAUUUGGCACAUGAGGGUAAACGUACAAUACGAGAAAUGAUUGUUCGAGUCGCAACGUCCCCGACGCAUUUAUUCCUAAUGUUGAUUUCGAUGUCGCUUCUUGCUUUUUCGCUUAUUGCUCUUGCAUCGCCAAAUACGGUUUUAUACCGGAAUUGUACCGAUGGUUGCCGGCAACGAUUCGAUUGUCCACUGAAAUUCGGCGAAUUCCGUUGGGCUUAUGGCAACUGCUUUUGGUGCAAAUAUGAGUGCAUGUGGAAGGCGGUUGAGCUUUUCGAGAGCCAUGAACUCGAACCACCGCAAUUCCAUGGAAAAUGGCCAUUCGCCGCCAUCGAUACACAUUUCUUCGGGAUUGUCAUCCAAGAGCCGGCUUCGGUUUUGUUUUCGCUUGGUAACCUUCUCACUGUAUUCUUAAUGCUGCGCCAGUUGAAACACAAAAAAGAAAUGGAAAAUCGAACCGCUUUUGUCGUCUACGCACAUGUUGGAUUGCUGACAUGGAUAAGUUCGGCAUUGUUCCACUCGUUUGACUGUGAUAUCACUGAAAAAAUGGAUUACUUCUCAGCUUUUGCUUACAUUUUAUCGGCAUUUUAUCAAAGAUUCCAAUAUGACUACAAUAUGCAAGUAUGCAUUUCUGCAUCAAUAUUAACCACUUGUCUGUAUAUAGUGUACUUAAUAAAACGAAAACGAAACUAUGGCCAACUGCGGACGUCGGAUCGCCUGCUUAUACGGAUAAUUUUCUGGACAAAUUUGUCGACGACGCUCGAAAUUCUCGAUUUCGUUCCCGUCUUUUGGCUGUUCGACGCACAUUCGCUUUUCCAUUUGGCGACGAUUCCGAUUCCGUUGUGGUUUGUGCAAUUCCUUGAAGAGUAUCACAACGAGAAUUAUGGAACUAAACUUGUUGAUUAA